Molecule: messenger RNA, 1875 nt
Organism: Schizosaccharomyces japonicus yFS275
Lineage: Eukaryota; Fungi; Ascomycota; Schizosaccharomycetes; Schizosaccharomycetales; Schizosaccharomycetaceae
Product: HC03 family inorganic anion exchanger
Exons: 3
Coding region: 47-1597 (516 amino acids)
Biological process (GO): borate transmembrane transport; monoatomic anion transport
Cellular component (GO): membrane; vacuolar membrane
Molecular function (GO): solute:inorganic anion antiporter activity
Source: RefSeq, a predicted model, not a curated record
AAACAGAAUGUUGAACAUUACGUGAAGCCAAGUAAAGCCAAGCUGUAUGGCUCUGCAAAAAUGGACGACGGGUUGUCGUCCCUUCUCCGGGAUGCUUCGUGAUUUAAAACGGAGGCUGCGCUACUACAAAUCAGAUUGGACAGAUGCUUGGGAUUAUCGUGUCCUUCCAGCAAGUAUCAAUAUUUACUUUGCAAAUUUGCUACCUGAAUUGGCGUUUGCGUUGGACAUGUUCAGGAAGACAGAUAACAACUUUGGCGUAAAUGAAGUUCUGUUGGCAAGCGUCUUGGGUUCUGUCGUCUUUGCUUUGUUUUCUGCUCAACCCUUGUGCAUCACAGGUGUCACCGGUCCCAUCACCGUUUUCAAUUAUACCAUUUACGAGAUAAUCCGUGAUCGCGAUACUCCAUACUUCCCGUUUAUGUUUUGGAUAUGUUUCUGGUCUAUGAUUAUGCACAUGUUUAUUGCCAUUACUAAUGGCGUCAAUUAUCUGAAACAUAUUACAAGCUUCAGUUGUCAGAUCUUUGGCUUUUAUGUGGCAUUUAUUUAUUUACAGAAAGGUAUACAAAUACUGAUCAGUCAGCAAGACCGGGGACUUACGGAUCUGUUUUUAUCGGUCGUAGUUGCAUUGCUUGUGCUAUUUUUUGGUUAUGGUUGCAACAUACUCGGAAAAUCAAAUCUCUUUAAGCAUCAAAUUCGAGUUUUUCUGCUCGAUUAUGGCUUAUUGGCGGUUGUCAUUUUCUUCAGUGGAUUCCAGCACAUGGGCAAGAUGAAAGAGGUUCCUUUAGCAAGACUUCCCACAUCAAAAGCGUUUGAACCAUCGGAACACAGAAGUUGGUUGGUUCAUUUCUGGCGUAUAUCUGUGGGCGAUGUUUUCCUCGCAAUACCUUUUGCAAUUGUACUGACCAUUUUAUUUUAUUUUGAUCACAAUGUCUCUUGUAUCAUGUCCCAGUCUCCCGAAUAUCCUGUUAAGAAGCCUUCUGGCUUUCAUUGGGACUUUUUCUUGCUGGGUAUAACGACGGGCAUUAGUGGUCUACUGGGCAUUCCUGCACCAAAUGGCCUUAUUCCUCAGGCUCCAAUGCACACGGAAUCACUUUGUGUAACACGAGUGCAAACUGAAACAGAAGCUGGGGAGAAGCACAAGCCCAUGAUUAUUAUGGACCGUGUGGUUGAACAACGAGCCAGCAACCUUAUACAAGGUUUACUUACUUUGGGCACUAUGACGGGACCAUUUUUGGUCGUUUUACGGCAAAUUCCACAGUGUGUCCUAGCUGGUCUUUUUUGGGUUAUGGGCUUUUCUGCUAUCGAAGGCAAUGCGAUAACGCGAAAUCUCCUAUGGGUUUUCGGGGACAAAAGACUCAUUCCGGAGGACCAUCAGCUUAACGGCUGUGUAAAGCGAAGCAGCCCAUAUUAUUAUACGCUAUAUCAGUUAAUUGGAUUUGGGUGCAUCUUCGCUAUUACACAGAUUCCCAAAGCAUCCAUUGGCUUCCCUGUCGUCUUAAUGAUUUUAAUACCUUUUCGAAAGUACUUUAUGGAAAAGUGGUUCGUCAAGGAAGAUUUGGAAUUGCUUGAUUCACCAGUCGGCGAAAUGAUUUACUCUUGAUUUAUUCAACAUUUCAUCCACUCUUUCACACCGUCUGCAUCAUUCUGUUUCUCUUUUGUUUAUUUUGGCAUUUUUUUUUAACAUAAAAAGCAUGUGUAUAUAUCCGAAAUGUUAUAAUCUUAAGGCGUUUUUUUUCUCUAUAAUAGUCAUUUUACCAAGAAUUCCAUCGAAUUAGGUAUAGUUUGUAACGUGAAAUUACAUUUCGGACAGCUUUCCUUGGAAGUCCUUCUAUAAUCGAUAUUGUUUGCAAAGCAUGUCGUCCAUUAAAAUACUUUGCA